Molecule: messenger RNA, 1290 nt
Organism: Penaeus monodon (black tiger shrimp)
Lineage: Eukaryota; Metazoa; Arthropoda; Malacostraca; Decapoda; Penaeidae
Product: extensin-like
Exons: 7
Coding region: 1-1290 (429 amino acids)
Source: RefSeq, a predicted model, not a curated record
AUGGGGCUUUUGGCUGGGGGUUUCCCCCCGGGCCCGGUUCCCCACCUCCUUAGAAAAAUGGACGUCCCGGCCCCCCAAAGGGACACCCAUUUGAUCCCAAAACAACCUGGACGUCCCUGGUUUCCCCAAAGGACACCCAUAUUGAGCCUGCUUAGUGCGGACCCCAAUCAACAUGAGGAAUCCGCAGCAGUGACCCCACCUCAAGCCACCUACAGCCAGGCUCCGAGUCCCCGGUUUACAGAGUCGAGAAUCCCCCCAGCUAACGGGGGCUAUCACGCCGCCACUCUCGGGCGUGACCCCAAACUACUGCUUGACACGGGGCUUUGGGGGGGUUUUUUCCCCCCGGGCCCCCGGUUUCACCCCUCCUUAGACAACCUGGACGCCCCGGGGUUCCCCAAGGACCCCCAAUUUUUGAGCAAGACACCCAUAUUGAUCCCAAUUUUAGUGGGGCCCCCAAUCAACAUGAGGAUCCGCAGUAGUGAUCCCACCUCAACCCAUCCUACACCCCCGGCCCCUCCGAGUCCCCCGGUUACAGAGGCUACUACACCCGCUCAUCUGGGGCGUGAUCCACUACUUGACAGGGGUGUUUUUGGCUGUGGGUUUCCCCCCGGGCCCGGUUCACCCCUCCUUAGACAACCUGGACGUCCCGGGCUUCCCAAGGACACCCAUUUUGAUCCCAAGUUUAUGCGGACCCCCAAUAACAUGAGGAGUCCUGCAGCAGGGGAUCCCCACCUCAAGCCUCUACACCCCGGGCCCUCCAGUCGCCGGAUUCCCAGGUCGAGCCAAACCCCACCCAAAUGCCUUAGAAAAAAGGAAAGUUUCCUGUUUUGGCAGGGCUACUACAAGCCGCUCACUCUCGGGCGUGAUCCACUACUGCUUACAGGGGUGCUUUUGGUGCGAGUUUCCCCCCCGGGGCCCGGUUCACACCCCUUAGAAAACCUGGACGCCCCUGGCUCCCCCAAGGACCCCCAUUUUGAUGCCAAGUUUUACAAAAAGGACCCAAAUUUGCCUGUAUUGGGAGGGGUACUACAAGCCCCCUUUAUCUCGGGCGGAUUCCUACUGCUUGACACGGGUGCUUUUGGGGUGCUGGGGGUUUCCCCCCCGCCCCGGGUUCCAAACCCCUUUGGGCAACCUGGCGCCCUGGCUUCCCCAAAGGGCACCAUAUUAGCUAACUUUAGUGGGACACCCAAACAACAUGAGGGGUCCUGCAGCAGUGAUCCCCACCCCAAAACCUCCCACAGCCCCGGCUUCGAGUCACGGGUUAAAAGGCAGCCCCCAACCCAGUCAUGA